ACAUAAUUUAGAAUCGAACGUCUAAGUUCUUACCUUCUGGAUCUUCCAUUCAUUAGUUUACAGUACAUGACUAUGGUGCAGGAGAGAACAUUAGAAAAUGCUGAUAAAGUGAGAGCUCACUGGCAUAGAGCAGAUGUGUAAUGCAAAUUAAUUCAUUUUCCCGUCACGAAUUUCCAAAUCUUUUUUGUUAAAGGUUUGCGGACUCUUCCGAGAUAUACAAUGAUAUGGUGACUGCAAAGGCUGGGAACCAAAGCAUUUGCUCAGAUUUUUAGUUUUAACGACACUAAAUUCUACCAACGCCCAUCAUGGCUAAGAGUUCGGAGGUCAAACUGGCAAUAUUUGGGAGAGCAGGCGUUGGGAAGUCAGCACUUGUAGUGAGAUUUCUGACCAAAAGAUUCAUCUGGGAAUAUGAUCCCACCCUCGAAUCAACCUACCGACACCAAGCAACCAUCGAUGAUGAAGUUGUUUCCAUGGAGAUCCUAGAUACUGCUGGUCAGCAGGAAGACACCAUUCAGAGGGAAGGCCACAUGCGCUGGGGGGAGGGCUUUGCGCUGGUCUAUGACAUCACCGACCGGGGAAGUUUUGAGGAUGUGCUGCCACUGAAGAACAUCCUAGAUGAGAUCAAAAAGCCCAAGAACGUGACUCUCAUCUUGGUUGGAAACAAAGCUGACUUGGACCACUCCAGACAAGUGAGUACGGAAGAAGGGGAGAAACUGGCCACAGAAUUGGCAUGUGCUUUUUACGAGUGCUCUGCCUGCACGGGCGAAGGGAACAUCACAGAGAUCUUCUAUGAGUUGUGUCGAGAGGUGCGACGCAGGAGGAUGGUGCAGGGCAAGACCAGGAGGCGCAGUUCCACCACGCACGUCAAGCAGGCCAUCAACAAGAUGCUCACCAAGAUCAGCAGCUAGGCACCUCUGUUCUUGCACGGGCCCUCCAAGAUGGGUCGGGCCCUCGGAAACACUCUCGUGCCCUUCCUUUUCCCUCCAAAAGCGGAAGAAAAAAAAGUCCACUCCUAGUGUUGAUUCUGGGACAUGUCUGGGCUUCCCACCUUCCCAGCCUCCCACUCACCUGCCAGGAAAUUUUAGAGUGUCAUAUGCAAUUCCAGCGCUGAUAAUGUCUCCCUUUCCUGCUUGCAUAGGAUCCACUCUCCUUUAGUUUGAAGAUGUAAUCACCAGAGUUUCUGAAAUGGCUGGCUUCGUAUUAAAUUAUUUUUGUGUAUCUCGACCUUGGUUAAAUAAGUUGAAGUCUUUUCAAAGGCAUUUUAAAAUUCAAUUUCUUGUGGAAGACUGCACAUGAUAAUCAUACAUGUCUAAGAAAGUAGAAAGUACAGUAAAAACAGCAGAAGAAAAGCUGAGUUACUGGAACUCAUAUUAGAACUGUAGUUCCUAUUAGAAGUGAGGAUUUUCUGAAAUAAAUCUUACAGUUGUUCUUUAGUCUUUUAGUUUGCUCUUAAGUUGAACCAUGCCCUCAGCAAGAUGUUUUACUGUAAUGAAGCUUUCAUUUCCAUUUGAGUCGGUUCCUUCAAUGACAUUAUAGCCUAAUUCUUCCUCUUUGGAUCAAAUAAGAUUUCAAUUAUAAUAGAGGCAGCAGAGCCAGCUGCUAGGGCUUUUCUCCCCAAAGUCUAGGGUGAUGUAAAAUAUUAGGAAUCUUUUCACUAAACCCUGACUUUACUGUCUGCUAGUAAAAGAGUUAGAAUUAGAGACCUUUAAUCAUCUCCUAUUCUGUUUAUCAGCUUAUCAGAAAAAAUAACAGUCCAAACAACAGGAAAAAUAAGAAUGGAUCUAAACUAACCCUCCCUCAGGAAGCCAAUUCUCUAUGCCAAUCACAGUCAGAAAAAUUAGCAUCUGCUUCAUUAAGUUGGCCACAUGACUUCCUUUAACAUUUUGGGUAAAUUAAUUCAUUUAAGAGAAUUCAGAAGGGUGGGGGUUUAGCUCGGUGGUGCUGCUGCCUGCUUUGCAAGUGCAAGUCCUGAGUUCUCCAGAACAAAAGUA
Messenger RNA from Fukomys damarensis (Damara mole-rat), 1991 nucleotides. It is a transcript of the gene Rerg, whose product is annotated as RAS like estrogen regulated growth inhibitor. Lineage: Eukaryota; Metazoa; Chordata; Mammalia; Rodentia; Bathyergidae. The transcript has 4 exons. The coding region runs from base 306 to 908 and encodes 200 amino acids. Gene Ontology annotation, molecular function: GTPase activity; GTP binding. The record is from RefSeq and is a predicted model, not a curated record.